AUGACAGCGGUCAACGACCAGAGUGCAAAUGUUUAUCCAUCACCACGCUCACUUAUUUUCGUGUUCAUUGCUUCACUUAUUGCCUCACUUUUCUUAACACAUUUAAUUGUUGAAUCAAUAAUUGACGCAGUUUCUUAUGACUUGGGCGAUCCAUUACCUCGCAAUGGAGUGCUUGAAAAAAACGAUCGUCUUGCAAAAGCCGAGAUUCUGAUGGAUGGAAAGGUUUACGGGCCGGAAUGUCUCACAGUUCACCCGGAAACUGGAUUGGUCUACACAGGUUUAAAAACUGGUCUAAUUGUGGAAAUUGAUUUGGAAUUGAGAGAGCCCAAAAUAACUAAAGCAGUCAGUUUGAUAACACUUGAAUAUUGUGAUGGAUCAUACCAAGCUGCACCAAGAUGUGGACGACCUCUCGGAGUGCGAUUCAAUGAUCAUGGAGAAUUGGUAGUUCUUGACGCGUAUUUUGGUGUGUAUGUCAUCGAUUUCGGAACAGAAAAAACGAUGAGAGUUCUCGCAAGUGGCGAUCUUCCGCUUAACGAUGAGACGGCUCCAAUCAGAUAUAUCAAUGACUUUGACUUUCUUCCGGAUGGCCGAAUCAUAUUGUCAGAAUCUUCGACAAAAUUCGACGAUCGAGAUUUCAUCUAUGAAUUGUUUGAGCACAGACCAAACGGCCGUCUUCUGAUUUACGAUCCGCGAAAAAAGACAGUUCGGGUUCUCAAAGAUAAAAUUUAUUUCCCGAAUGGAGUACAAGUAGCCGUCGAGAAAGGAGCAGGAAAAGAUGAUGAUGUUCGAGUAUUCUAUAGUGAAAUGGGAAUGACACGAAUUAUGACAAUCUGGGUGCCCACUGAUCCUUAUUCAAAAAAAAAGAUUCGCACAAAAGUACUUAUUGAUCAUUUGCCGGGUUAUCCAGACAAUAUCCGAUUAAGCAAGUCAGGCCAUUUGUUCGUACCAAUGCCAGUUCAGAGAACUAGUUUCGAUCGAUACAUUGAGAAGUAUGCAGCAGCUCGCUCAUUCUUCACAAAGGUAAUUUCCCCUCAACUAUUCAACUCAGCCAGUGUUUGGAUGGCCAAGGGUGAGCCAACAAUCCUGAAGGUUGAUAUCGAAACUGGAAAGAUUAUUGAUUCGUGGUCUGACACGACAGGAAGAAUAUACGACAUUAGUACCGUUGUUGAAGAUUUGAAAGGAAGAAUGCUUCUGGGAAGCGACACAAAUGGUUAUAUUGCAAGACUCAAUUUUUGA
This is a messenger RNA of Caenorhabditis bovis, 1236 nucleotides long. NCBI's taxonomy places the organism in Eukaryota, Metazoa, Nematoda, Chromadorea, Rhabditida, Rhabditidae. The record is from the annotation of a GenBank genome assembly.